Mugil cephalus (flathead mullet) is the source of this 2463-nucleotide messenger RNA. Its product is annotated as zinc-binding protein A33-like. The transcript has a single exon. Gene Ontology annotation, molecular function: zinc ion binding; protein binding. The coding region runs from base 281 to 1675 and encodes 464 amino acids. The record is from RefSeq and is a predicted model, not a curated record. Lineage: Eukaryota; Metazoa; Chordata; Actinopteri; Mugiliformes; Mugilidae.
UGAAGGCUUUUAUAAAGUGCACAAUGAGAACACCUGAUCUGAGCUCCACCCCUGGAAUGAAUCAGGAAGCAAACCUGUUCUUCCAGUUAGAGACCAGACACUCGGCAGGUGGGAGACGAUAGUCUCAACUUUCAGACCAAAUUCUUGGACUUUCCUUUGAAGACGGACUCACUGGUGGGAAUGCUGCUGGUGGUAAAGUACUGGAGCUGCUGUUGAUGGUAGAAGAUCUUAAGAAGACGAAGCUAAAUUGAAAGUAUCUGAGUUUAGAGAGGACGUAAACAUGGCUACUGAACUAGAUAAAGAUCUGUUCUGUACUCUGUGUGAAAACAUUUUUAAAGAUCCGGUAACUCUGUCGUGCAGCCACAGCUUCUGUAAUGAAUGUCUGAAGAAACACUGGACAGAAAAAGAAACGCAUGAGUGUCCACUCUGUAAGAGACGGUCCUCAAAGGAACGACUUCCUCCUACAUUUGAGCUGAAGAGCCAGAAUGAGGUCUUUUUUAAGGAGGGAUCCUCAGAGUCUGAUCCAGUCUGCAGUGUGCACUCUGAGAAACUCAACUUCUUCUGUCUGGACGACCAGCAGCUGGUGUGCAGCGUCUGCAAAGAUUCAGAAACCCACAGCAACCACAGAUUCAAAGCUACUGAAGAAGCAGAUGAGGAACGCAAGAAACAACUUGAGGAUUCCUUAAAGCUUCUAAAAACUAAACGGAGGCUCAUUCAUCAAGUGAAGGGAGACUGUGAUCAAACAGCAGAGCACAUUAAAGUUCAGGCAGAAAGCACCGUGUGGAAGAUCAGGGAGGAGUUCAGGAAGCUUCAUCAGUUUCUAGAUGAGGAAGAGGAGGCCAGGAUGGCUGCACUGAAGGAGGAGGAGGAGCAGAAGAGUCUGAUGAUGAAGGAGAAGAUUAAGUCUCUGAGCAAAGAGGUUGAAGCUCUUUCCAUCACAAUCAAAGCCACAGAGAAGGAGCUGAGAGCUGGAGACGUCUCGUUUCUGCAGAACUUCAAGGCUGCAGAGGAAAGAGUCCAGCACCAACCUCUGCCUGAAGAUCCAGAGCUGCCCUCAGGUUCACUGAUAGACGUGGCCAAACAUCUGGGCAACCUGAGCUUCAACAUCUGGACCAAGAUGAAGGAGAUGGUUUCUUACAGUCCUGUGAUUCUGGAUCCAAACUCUGCUCAUCCACAAGUCGUCCUGUCUGAUGAUCUGACCAGUCUGAGAAAGGUAGAGAUGAAGCAGGAUCUUCCUGACAACCCAGAGAGAAUCGAUCUCUUCUUCUCAGCCGUUGGUUCUGAGGGUUUUGAUUCAGGCUGCCACAGCUGGGAGGUGGAGGUUGGAGACAACCAGGCCUACGUCCUGGGUGUGUUACCAGAGAAACAUCCAAGGAAAGGAACCUUACGGUCUGGUCUGUGGAGGCUGAUGUUUUGCAGUGGUGAAUACAAAACCCUUUCACCAUUAGGCCCCGAAUCUGAUGUGACGGUGGCAACAAACCCAAAGAAGAUCAGAGUGAAGCUGGACCAGGACGGAGGACGACUGACGUUCUCUGAUUCUGACACAGACGAACACAUCCACACUUUCACACACACCUUCACCGACAAACUGUUUCCAUACAUCAGCACCUGGAGUGACGUCCCGAUAAAGAUCGUCCCACUGCAGGUCUCUGUAACAGUGGAGCCACAUGAUUAGAUGAUGAACUGAUGGACAAAGAGAUGCUCAGUGGAGACUCUGAACAUUUUAUGUUUUAAGAUCAAAGUCUGUGAAGGUUCUUAGUCAUCCAGGUCAUGGUAAUCCAAAUUUUUCAACACUUUAUAUGGUGUGUACCUUGUAUUCUACCUAUUUUUAAGACUAUUAGUAUAAAGCAUAAAUUUAAAUUUAAUAAUAAUGACAGAUAUAUUUAUUUUUAGUAUUAAAAGUAUUAAUUAAUAUUACUAAUAAGCUAUUUUAUUUUAUUUUACUACACUUUAUUUUACAACGUAUUUCAAGUUGAGGUUAUUUUAUCCCCGUUUAAAUCAGAAAUAUGAAUAUUUUAUCAUGUAUUUUUACUGUGUCUCCUACGCUGACUUAUGGUUAAUUGGGCAUACAUAUUACAUAUUUAAAUUAAGGUAACUUUGUACGGACCCCUUUGUAAAUAAUAAUAUAUAAUAUGUACAUUCUUUUCAUAACCUAGUGCAAAAUAAUAAAUACUACUAUAUGUACUUAAUGAAGGAAUAAAAGAAGUUAGAACUUUUUAUUUAUUUUAUUUUAUAUAAUUUAAUUUUAUAUUAACUCAACCAGCCUUUGCCUUCGUUUUAGCUUUACUUAUUCAUUUUUUUUGUUUGUUUUUUUUAAUGUGCAAAACACACUUUACACAAACAAAGAACCCAAAACAUGUAAUAUAUACUGUAGGUACAUUUUCAUACCAACUUCAGGUUAUCAUGGAGGUUGCCUACAUUUGUAUGUAAUAAUAUGAUAUAAAGAGGAAGUAACGGAUCAGA